Messenger RNA from Pipistrellus kuhlii (Kuhl's pipistrelle), 1760 nucleotides. Its product is annotated as PRAME family member 12. The transcript is spliced from 4 exons. The record is from RefSeq and is a predicted model, not a curated record. Gene Ontology annotation, cellular component: cytoplasm. Gene Ontology annotation, biological process: positive regulation of cell population proliferation; negative regulation of cell differentiation; negative regulation of apoptotic process. Bases 130 to 1665 code for a protein of 511 amino acids. Lineage: Eukaryota; Metazoa; Chordata; Mammalia; Chiroptera; Vespertilionidae.
CACCUAGCCCGGAAUGGGACUCUCUAAACUGAGGCUCACACCAUUGCCAGGCAGUGGCUUUGGCCCUGAGUUUAUUCCUGUGAAAAUGGGGAGUCAGAGGAUGGGGCUCAAAGGCUUGGCCUGACAAGAAUGUCUUGUUCCCUGGACUUUCCCACAGGAUUCCUUUGGAGCACCUUGAGGAUGAGCAUCAGGAGCCCACCCACACUCCUGCAGCUGGCAGCAGAGAGCCUGCUGAGGGACCAGGCCUUGGCCAUCGCAGCUCUGGAGUACCUGCCCGCUGAGCUCUUCCCGCAGCUGUUCAUUCAGGCCUACCGAAGUAGACGCCACCAGGUCCUGAAGGCGAUCACACAAGCCUGGCCCUUCACUGUCCUCCCUCUGGGCGGUCUGCCACACCUGUCACUGGAUGAGGUCUUCAAAGCCGUGUUGGAUGGGCUUGACGUUGUGCUUGCCCAGGAUGUUCGCCUCAGGAGGUGCAAACUGCGGGUGCUGGAUUUAAGGUACAUGGCUCCCAACUUCUGGAAAAUAUGGUGUGGAGACAGCACCCAGAAGUACUCACCGAUUUUUCCAGUGACUGAGCACAGGUCCAGCCCCAACAUGGAGCACCCCUUAGCUCCCGUGGAGGUGUUCCUAGACCUUAACUUUAAUGAAAAGAACAGGGAAGAGUUUCUCAUGUACGUCAUCCAAUGGGCCCAGCAGAGGGAAGGGCUGCUACACCUGUGCUGCAAGACGCUGAGGAUUGCUGCGGUGCCCUUCUACAGGGUGAGGAAGGUCCUGGAUGCGGUGCAGCUGGACUGCAUCCAGCAGGUGGACCUGAGCUGCACCUGGGACCUGCCCACCCUGGGGACGUUUGCUCUUUAUAUGGGGCAGAUGGGGAACCUGCAGAAACUCUUUCUCUUCCACAUCCAAGUGCUGGGUGAAGAGGAGGAGGAGGAGGAAUACGAGGAAGAGGAGGAAGAGGAGGAGGAAGAGGAAUUGGAUUGGGAAGAGGAGUGGGCGAGGGAGGAGCAAGAGGAACAGAUAUCCUUUUUCCAGUUUUUCUCUCAGAUGCUCAGCCCACUGCACCUCCGCGAGCUGGUCCUGGAUUCUCCCUCCUUCCUCCGAGGCCGUCUGCACCAGAUGCUCAGUUGCCUGCAGUCCCCCUUGGAAAAACUCCUCAUAAAUCGUUGCCGGCGCCUUACCCAUUCAGACCUGGAACACCUAUUCCAGUGCCCGCACCUCAGGCAGCUAAAGUCCCUGCGUCUGUGUUGUGCCAGCCUCGCUGAUUUUAGUCCUGAGCCACUCCGAGCUCUGCUGGAGGCAUUGGCACCAACCCUCCAGGAACUGUACCUCGAGAACUGUGCCAUGGUGGACUCUCAAGUGGAAGCCAUCCUGCCUGUCCUGAGCCGCUGUCACCAGCUGAGAGAGUUCACCCUCAGGAAGAACCGCCUCUCUGUGGCCACCGUGGAGAAGCUGCUGCGCCACACAGCCGGGCUGCGCAGCUUAGACUAUGAGUAUUACCCGGUCCCACGGGAGUGUUACACGACCCUGGGCACUGUCAACUGGGACAGACUCGCCCUGGUCCGGGCUGAGCUGAAGGGGAUUCUGAGGGAGUUAGGACAGCCCAGGGCCAUCAAGCUUGCCACCGACAGGGGCUACAUCGAGUUUUAUGAAGUUACAUUUUCAUGACUGGGAGCCCGUGCUGUUCCCCUGUAUGGACCCUGCUCAGUGGGUGGACCCAGCAAAGGCUUCUUUCUGGGCCUUUGGAAGCUGAAACCUUGGAU